AGGCCUCCAUUUUCUCACUCUCCUUUUCAAAAAUUAGGGCUCCUCCCAAAGUUUAGGGUUCUUGGCGCAAUGUCUUACGACGAUGUAGAGAUCGAGGACAUGGAGUGGAACGAAUCGCUCACGGCGUACACCUAUCCCUGCCCUUGCGGCGAUCUCUUCCAGAUCACAAAGGCGGAGCUCAAGAUCGGCGAGGAGUUCGCGAGGUGCCCAAGCUGUUCGCUUUAUAUCAGAGUGAUCUACAACGCGGAGGAUUUCCAGGAGGAGAAAACUCCCAUGAAGAAGAGCGCGCCAGUUCUUGUAGCAUCUUAGCGAUCGAAGCCUCUCUCUCCUGUGAGUUCUUAGAUCGAUCACAGCAUUUUGUCUAGUGAGAUCAGCUUAGUUCUAGCGGCAAAACUAGAUUUUGUUAGAAGUUUCACAGUGGAACACGCUAGAGAAAGGAAGAUCUUUUCGCUCGCUUCUCUAGAGAGAUCGAUCGCUUUAA
Selaginella moellendorffii is the source of this 481-nucleotide messenger RNA. Its product is annotated as diphthamide biosynthesis protein 3. NCBI's taxonomy places the organism in Eukaryota, Viridiplantae, Streptophyta, Lycopodiopsida, Selaginellales, Selaginellaceae. The record is from RefSeq and is a predicted model, not a curated record. Gene Ontology annotation, cellular component: nucleus; cytosol. The transcript has 3 exons. The coding region runs from base 70 to 309 and encodes 79 amino acids. Gene Ontology annotation, molecular function: metal ion binding. Gene Ontology annotation, biological process: tRNA wobble uridine modification; protein histidyl modification to diphthamide.